GAGAACCGGAAGCUUCAAAGCAGCGAAAACAUCGACUUAUCGGAGCAGGUGGGUCUGAAUCUUUAGUUACACCCACGCGUGACCUUUGACCUGCACGCGGUUAGUGUUAGAGUCUCUGUUCCGCCGUACCUGAGCACGGCCAGGGGUGCUUGUUCCAGCUGGAGGUACACGGAGUCCUGCCGAGGUCUGUUUCUCACACACGCACGCACAGAGGCGCGUGUCUGUUAGUGAGUGCGUGCACUUCUGUUGUGUUUCACGCGCAGAUGUUUCUGUAAACACGAUGAAGCUGGGGGUCACGUGAUGAAGCGGAGCUGCAGUCAACAUGUGCUGUCAGAAACGUCGGGAUGAUCGGAAAGAUUCUUGCUCAGCUUAUCGGGAAUGCCAGCGAGGACCUGGAGUCAGCAGGAGAAGAACACGAGACGCUGCAGGAGUUCGAGGACGAGGGCUGGGUCAUCGUUAACCUGCCAGAGGACGGGCUUCUGUCGGCUCCAGACGGGGACCUCCUCGAGAACCUGCUGAUCGAACACCCGAGCAUGUCCGUCUACCAGAUGAGACGCGGGGUGGGUGUAGCCGAGGAGGAGGAGCCGGGCUCUGAUGAAGAGGAAACCUCAAGGCCUGUGGCGGUAAGGCGGCAUGUAUCCUGGCGUAUUGCCGCCUGGGGGCUUCCUCUGCCGUACAACAUCCAGCUGCCGGCGGCGCAGCGUGCCAGGAGCCGUGCUGAAGGCAGGAAGCUGAGCCGCGGCGCCCUUCACAGGCAGAACCUCACCAAGACACGCUUCUGCCCUGCAGAGCGGCGCUACGGACACUUCAAGCAGCCCUGCCAGCGUCUCUACAACUACUGACUCCGAUAUCGGCGCCGCUCAGGCUUCACCUCGCCGUUACAUCACGUGACAUUCACCACUUCCUGUGCAGUAAUCAAACAGCUGAAAGAACCACACGUUUUUCAUUCUUCUGUAAACUUUAUUGUCAGCAGGGCGAGCGCCGCGGCAGAACAGUCACUGCUCAGAUUAAUGUUGAUGAUGUCAGAGCUUCGUGCUCUGUCGCCGUGUUCAAAUCUGUCAUUUUGGCGGCUUCGCUCUUCUUCUGCGUGUUAAAGUGUGUGAUGAGUUGACCUCUUGACCUUUGCAGCGCUCCUGCUGCUUUUCUACUUUUUAUUUGACACAAAUGUGAAAUUUUAAUUUUU
Haplochromis burtoni (Burton's mouthbrooder) is the source of this 1183-nucleotide messenger RNA. RefSeq lists its product as uncharacterized. Gene Ontology annotation, biological process: positive regulation of DNA-templated transcription; autophagosome assembly. The record is from RefSeq and is a predicted model, not a curated record. The coding region runs from base 345 to 842 and encodes 165 amino acids. The transcript is spliced from 4 exons. NCBI's taxonomy places the organism in Eukaryota, Metazoa, Chordata, Actinopteri, Cichliformes, Cichlidae. Gene Ontology annotation, cellular component: autophagosome; nucleus.